Molecule: messenger RNA, 6304 nt
Organism: Myripristis murdjan (pinecone soldierfish)
Lineage: Eukaryota; Metazoa; Chordata; Actinopteri; Holocentriformes; Holocentridae
Gene: lama4
Product: laminin, alpha 4
Exons: 40
Coding region: 195-5834 (1879 amino acids)
Biological process (GO): regulation of cell adhesion; regulation of cell migration; cell adhesion
Molecular function (GO): signaling receptor binding
Source: RefSeq, a predicted model, not a curated record
UAGGCUGGGCUGGGGCUGGGGCUGGGGCUAGGCACGACGCCGCAUCUGGAGGUUGGACCAGUGGAAAAGUUAAGCCAGCAGCCGGGUGCAGCGGAGCGAGGGAGCUGUCUGCUGAGUCCCGGAGAGACUUGACUACAGCUCAGGAGAGACUAAGGGAGUGGGGGAUCACUGCUCCAGUGGGCAAACAAACAAAUAUGGCUGCUAAAUCUCUGCCCUGCCUCUGCCUUCUCUGCAUCCUCUCAGGGAUUGCCUACCCAGCUUCUGCCAUUAGGCUGUGGGACCAGCAGCCAGUGAAAGUUUGUACGAGGGGAUAUUUCCUUAGUGAGCAAAAUAAGUGCCUCCCAUGCAACUGCAAAGGCCAUGCAGACUACUGUGAAGACAUCACGGGCGUUUGCAUCGACUGUAAGGACCACAGUACGGGUGAUUUCUGUGAAAUGUGUGAAGACGGCUACAUGCUGGCUCCGAGUUUAGAUGGACGCCACACCUGCAAACCCUGCGCCUGCCCCCUCUCAGUUCCUUCCAACAACUUUGCAGUGCAUUGUGACAGAGGAAGUGCCAUCCUGCGGUGCAAGUGCCAGGAGGGCUAUGCUGGACAUUUCUGUGAGAGGUGUGCUCCAGGUUACUAUGGCAACCCCAUGGCGAUCGGUAACUCCUGUAAGAGGUGCGAUUGCAAUGGCAACUCCGACCCAAACCUGAUCUUCAACGAGUGCCACAACGUGACGGGCCACUGCCAGCACUGCUGGGGCAACACAGCCGGCGCCAACUGUGAGAGGUGUGCCCCGGGUUACUAUGGCGAUGCCAUCAGCGCCAAGGACUGCAGAGAGUGUGAGUGCAAUAAGUGUGGGACAGCUUCAUGCGACGACAGGACGGGAGUGUGUCACUGCAAGCCGGGUGUCACCGGACGGCUCUGUGACCAGUGCGAGGAGGGCCACUCAGGUUUCUCCAGCUGUCAGGGCUGUCGGAGGUGUGAAUGCGGGCCAGCGUCUCUUCGCCCCACCUGCCAUCCGCUCACCCACAGUUGUCAGUGCCGUCCGGGCGCUGGAGGCCGUUACUGCGAGCGCUGCCUCCCAGGCUUCUGGGACUACAGCCCCUCCGGCUGUCAGAAGUGUGACUGUGAGAGUGGCCACUGUGAUAUGCACACUGGGGAGUGCCUGCCAGAGGCUGCAGUGGUCAACCUGUGCAACAUCAGUUGUGACGAGUGUAUCUGGCAUUUGAUUGGAGACCUGCGGCUGUCCAAUAAGACUCUAGACCAGCUGAGGGUCAGUGUGUUGAACAUCUCCACUGGGGCUGCAGCUAACGACAGGCUCAAGUAUUACAACUACACUGCACAUCGCCUGCAGGCUCAGUUUUUGGGCUGGAGGAACAAGUCAUCUGUGAUGCGAUCCCAGGCUGGGGAGCUGGAAGAGGCUACAGACGCUGUUGUGUCAGACAUCAAACAACUGGGAGAAAUGGAGAGUAUAGUGAAGACGCUGGGCGCCAGGGUGGACGAGGACACGCAGCAGACCUUCACCCUGGCUGAUCAGCUCACCGCAAACCUCACCGAGCUCAACGUGCGCAUCGAAGAGAUGAUCCAUGACUGGGAGCUGUACAGUGUCCAGCAGGAUCUGGACCCCGAGAUGGUCAGACGGAGCACAGAGGUCGCCAACGGCAUGCUGGUCUGGAUGAGGAAACUGGACCUGUCGCCCCGAGAGCCCAUCGCCCCAGACGAGGCGGCUGAGGCCCAUGAGUUGCUGCGGCGUGUCCGUCAGCUGGAGAAGAAGCUGAUGAGCACGGACGGCCGCCUCUCUCCUGUGAGGGAGGUCCUGUCUCGCUUUACCGCCAAGCUGUCGGAUGCCCAGGGGCUUCUGCAGAAAGCAGCCACCACCGUCCAGCAGACGGAGGACAUGAACAGAGCAAAUGUCUUCAAAUACCAGAGGAAUGAGGCGAGGCAGCAGAGGUUGGCCGAGGAUCACGCUGCCGUCAACGACACGCUGGAAACAGCUGCCGGCUUCAUCUCUGAAGCCACGAGCACUGUGGCUGAGGUGGACGCUAUGGUGCAGAAUCUGACCGAGUACCACGCUGCGAUCGAUGGCGCCAGUCAGAAGCUGACAGAGAAGAUUGAGCGUGUGUCCAUGGCCAACGUGGAUCUGGUGCAGAAGGCCGACCAGCACGCCAACGAGAUGGACAGACAGGCGAACCAACUUGAGGAGGAUCUGAGAAAGAGCGAUGCUAACGGCUUUGUGCAGAGGGCCAUCAGUGCCGCCAACGUCUACAACAACAUCGUGAAAUACCUCGACGAUGCCAAUGUCACCUCCCUGACCACGCUUAACUUAUCCCUGAGAGCUGAUGAUGCCAUUGCUGGAAUCAGCACGCAGCUUGGAUUGCUGACGGUACAGAGUGACAGCGUUUUCAAGGAAUCGGUUUCGCUGCGUUCAGAAGAAUUGGAGGUCGAGGCUGAGGUUGCUGACAAGCUGAAAUACAUCGAGGAGACCAAGGAGACCAUGGAUCAAAAUACCAGAAAACUUGCACAAGUGGUGAAGGAAAUCAGUGAAAUUCACAGAGACAGGACACCGAAACGCCUGGAGUUCACCCAGGAGGUGGCCGAAGGAACCCGGAACCGCUCGUCAGAGGUCCUACAAACCAUCACCCCCAUCAGCACCAAGGUGGAGGAGUGGGCCAACAACAUGAGGAAUAAUGAAUACUCAGCUACAGACUAUGAGCGGGCUGUCCUGUCGGCUGGGGAAGCAGUGGACAACUUGAACGUGCUCGUUCCUGAGCUGCUGGACAAGCUGAAGGUGGUAGAGGAGAAGAAGCCAGUCAACAAUGUCACCACCAACAUCUUGAGGAUCCGGGAGCUCAUAGCCCAAGCUAGGAGUGUAGCCAGGAAGGUCCAAGUGUCCAUGAAGUUCGAUGGUCAGUCUUCAGUGGAGGUUCAUCCUCACACCAACCUGGAAGACCUGAAGACAGUGACCUCCAUCAGCUUGUUCAUCCGAGUGGAUCCCGACAAGGAUCCCAUCGAGGACCGCUUCAUCCUCUACCUGGGAGACAGAAAUGGCAGGAAAGACUACAUGGGACUGGCCAUCAAGAAUGACAACCUGGUGUACGUCUACAACCUCGGAGGUGAAGACGUCGAGAUCCCGCUGGGUUCAAAGCCAGUCAGCCAGUGGCCCCCAGUGUUCAACUACAUCAAAGUAGAGAGGCUGGGCAGACAUGGAAAACUCUUCCUGACCGUUCCCAGUCAGAGCUCCACUGACGAGCAGAAAUUCAUCCAGAAAGGAGAGGCUUUGGGCUCCGACUCGCUGUUCGAUAUCGACCCGAAGGACAUAGUGUUCUUUGUUGGUGGCGUCCCGGCUGAUGUCAGGCUCCCACCUCCUCUGAGUCUUGCUCCCUUUGUGGGCUGCAUCGAGUUGGCUUCAUUGAACAAUGAUGUCAUCAGCCUGUACAAUUUCAAAGAGACUCACAAAAUGGACGUGGUUGCAUCAACACCUUGCCCCAGGUACAAGCUGGCGUUCUCCCAGAGCCGUAUCACCAGCUACCUGUUUGAUGGAACGGGCUACGCACUCAUCAAUAAUAUAGAGAGGAGGGGGAAGUUUGGUGUUGUCACAAGAUUUGACAUUGCUGUGCGAACGGUUGCAAAUGACGGUGUGCUUUUCCUCAUGGUCAAUGCGGAUAAAUUCUUCCUGUUGGAAUUAAAGAAUGGCUUCCUGCGGCUAAUGUACGACUUUGGGUUCAGCAGUGGGCCUAUACUCAUGGAGAGUAAUGUACCCAAACUGCAAAUUAAUGACGCCCGGUAUCACGAGGUGUCAGUGAUUUAUCAUCAGUCCAAGAAGGUUAUCCUGUUGGUGGACAAGAGCCAUGUUAAAUCUAUGGAGAAUCAGAAAACUACUCUGCCCUUCUCGGAUAUCUAUAUUGGCGGAGCCCCAUCUGACAUCCUCAAGUCCAGGCCUGAGCUGUCCUCUGUCGUGGGCCUGAGAGGCUGUGUGAAGGGCUUCCAGUUCCAGAAGAAAGACUUCAACCUGCUGGAGGAGCCCGGCACCAUUGGCAUCAGCAGCGGCUGCCCUGAGGAGUCUUUUAUGUCCCAUAAAGCCUACUUCUCUGGAGAGAGCUACCUGGGAUCCACAGCAAAGAUUUCACCCUUCAGCACCUUUGAGGGAGGAUUCAACUUCCGAACACUGCAGCCCGGCGGACUCAUGUUCUACCACAAUGAGGGGUCUAAUGAGUUUACCAUCUCGCUGGACAAUGGAGCAGUGGUGCUGAACGCCAGAGGAACAAAAGUCAAAUCGCAUAAGAAGCAGUACAACGAUGGAAGGAACCACUUUUUGGUGGCCUCAAUCAACAAUCAGAAGUAUUCACUGGUGGUGGACGACAAAGACAAGCAAGAGAAGAAACGUCCACAAUCUGCCGCAACAUCCUCAUCAGGUCCAAAUCUGAAGACUUUCUACUUUGGAGGGUCUCCACACAGCAGCUUCAAGAACUUCACCGGCUGCAUCAGUUAUGCAUACAUCAACAGACAAGAUCGGGACAUUGAGCCCGAGGACUUUCAGCGGUACACAGAGAAGGUCCAGACUUCUCUGCAGGACUGCCCGGUGGAGCGACCCCCUGCCGCUCUGCUGUCAAAGUACAGAGAAAACACUUCCAGACCCAAACAGAGCCAGUCGAGGAAGGUGAGCAGAGAUAUGCCCAGCCUCCCUCUGGGCCUGAUGGGACUCAAAAGUGACGAUGAAGAGCCAUCAGAAGCAGAUGUUACUCCCUGCUACCUGUCUUCAAGUCCCCGAGCUACCCGUCAAGCUUACCACUACGGCGGCACUGCCAACAGCCGGCAGCAGUACACAGAGCUCCCAGAAUCCCUUUCUGAAAGGUCCCACUUCUCCCUGUCCCUGAAGACCCAGUCGUCCUUUGGCCUCAUCUUUUAUGUAUCCGAUGAACAAGAGGACAACUUCAUGGCCCUUUUCUUGGCCCACGGGAAGCUGAUAUAUACCUUCAAUGUAGCUGACCAAAGAGUCAAAAUCAAAAGCCAUGAGAAAUAUAAUGACGGAAAAUGGCAUGACGUUAUUUUUAUCCGCGAUGGGAAUAUGGGGCGAUUAAUAAUUGAUGGGCUCACGGUGCUGGAAGAUAGAGCUCAGGGAAGCAACCUCUCCUGGCAUGUCAGCAGCCCCCUCUACGUGGGCGGCGUUCCUCCGGGGAGGGCCCUGAAGAAUAUUCAGAGAAACUCUGCGUACAGCUUUACUGGCUGUGUGAAGAACCUCCAGCUUGAUGGACAGUGGCUGUCCUCCACAGCAGAGACAUUUGGGGUCACUCCGUGCUUUGAGGGAAUCUCUGAGGAGGGAACGUACUUCUCAGAGGAAGGAGGAUAUGUCAUUCUCGAUGACACAUUUAAACUGGGGCUGAGGUUUGAGCUGGUGGUGGAGGUGCGCCCUCGUGUGGCAUCAGGCGUGCUACUGCAUGUGCACACAUCAGAGAAGGACUAUCUCACAAUGUACAUGCAUCAAGGGACGGUAAUGGUCCUCGUGAACAAUGGAGUUCGGGAGUUCUUCACACAGGUUUCUCCACAACAGGGUCUGUGCACCGGGAGCUGGCACAAAAUUACCGUGAUCCGGGAUGCCAGUGUUGUGCAGCUGGAUGUAGACUCUGAAGUCAACCAUGUGGUGGGGCCGUUGAGCCCCAGUUCAGCAGAUAUCACAAGCCCUGUGUUCAUCGGUGGAGCUCCAGACCCUUUCCUCCCAGAGCGCAUUCCCACCAGGAAGGCCUAUGUGGGCUGCAUGAGGAACCUGACCAUCAACAAGAGCCAAGUGAGCCUCAGUAAAGCUGCUCUGGUCAGUGGAGCGGUCAGUGUGGGAUCCUGUCCAGCAGCAUAAACACAUCUAUCAGCAUCCCCAGCUUCACAGCACUGACCAAACACACUGCUCCUUUCAUUAAAAAUCUCUCUUUUCAUGAGACAUAACCAUAAAAACAGAGGUAUUGUCAUUCUUUUCACCGUUCUUCACAUGUUUGUUUUUUAAUCUCUCCGGUUCUCCAUAAAAUGUCCCAGGAAUACAACCAAAUCCCACUCAGUAAUAUUUGUUUUCUCUACACUUUCUAUCAGCUGUAAAAUGUUCAUUUGUUCUUAUAAUAUCCAGGAAUCCCAUUCCCACUCAGAGGGACAUGGGUAAUAUUUUAGAGAUUUUUGAUGUAAGAGCGUCUCUGCCUCCACUGAAAGCAUUCUGGGUCCUGCCACCUCACUUUGUAAUCCCACUGGCACAUUUUUGUACAACUUUAUGUUCAAAACUUUUUUUCUCUCUCUUUUGUACGGUUUUCUUCUGAUGAAUAAAUGAUCUUUUACACCCAA